CACCGGUCAGCUGUUAACGUUUGCUCAGCUGUUAACGUACUUUGGGUAGAACUAAUGGACGGAAAACAGAAACAACCGUGGUCUGUGGAGGAAACAAACUGUCUGCUGGCUUUGUGGUCCUCCACAGAAAUUCAAAGUAAAUUGGAAGGAGCUGUGCGGACAAAACCAAUCUUUGAAAAGCUAGAAAAUGAAAUGUCUAUAGCGGGUUACCAGAGGAGUGUAGACCAGUUGAUAAACAAAAUUAAAAAAUUAAAAAAAGAUUAUCGGGACCAAAAAAGGGAGCUUGGGCGAAGUGGUAGCGGUCGUCAACGAAGAUCCCCACAUUUUGACGUCCUGGACUCCAUACUUGGUGACCGGCCGGCAUGCCAAACCACCGGGGCACUGAACUCUGCCACAGCCUUGUUAGAGGCUAUGGUGAAUGGAGAGGCAGAAAAUUCCAAUGCUUCAGAGUUGUCUGUCACUGGUGAGGAAGGGGAUGUUGAUGACACGGAGCUACCACCACCACCACAGGACUGCAGCUCACCGCGUCCGGUACCAUCUGCCUCCGUGUCAUCACGGCAAGCCAAACGAGCAAAAAGAAAGCGUGACAAUGAGGAGCUGUUGGACUACAUGGAGAAGGCUGACGAUAAGUUCUUGCAGCUCAACAAGGACAUGGCAGCAAAGAUGGAGGCAGACACAAGCGCUCUGCUGGGGCUCAUGGGGCGCAUGGUGGCAGUGAUGGAGGCACAAGCAAACAAAUAGAGAAUACUGUUUUUAAUUUAAUAAAUAUGUUAUUUAUUUAUUUAUUUAUUUAUUUGAUUGUUAAUGCCAAUAAACACAUGUUUAUAUAUUUAC
Molecule: messenger RNA, 834 nt
Organism: Alosa sapidissima (American shad)
Lineage: Eukaryota; Metazoa; Chordata; Actinopteri; Clupeiformes; Clupeidae
Exons: 3
Coding region: 55-741 (228 amino acids)
Biological process (GO): positive regulation of DNA-templated transcription
Cellular component (GO): nuclear body
Source: RefSeq, a predicted model, not a curated record